Molecule: messenger RNA, 1224 nt
Organism: Rotaria socialis
Lineage: Eukaryota; Metazoa; Rotifera; Eurotatoria; Philodinida; Philodinidae
Source: the annotation of a GenBank genome assembly
AUGGCUCAAUCAAUUGAAUCGUAUUAUAUGGAGUUUUUACGUUGUGCUAGAUGUUCACAUGAUUUUGAAUAUGAAAAUCCAUUGUAUCGUCCAAUAACAUUACCUAUAUGUGGUCAUACAAUGUGUCGACAAUGUAUUGAUAUAAUACGUAAUCAAACAAAAUGUCCACAGGAUCAAGUUUCAUUUGGAAUAAAUCAUAUACCAAUUGAUCAAUUACCAACAAAUUAUCCAUUAUUAAUUGUUCUUUAUGAUCCAUCAAAAUUACCUAAAGGUGGUGAUAAACGUUAUGGUCAAUGCCCAUUUUAUAUGAAAUUUGAUGAGAACACAAAACUAACUUUUAAAGCUGUAGAAUCACUUUUGGGCAAGAUAUCACUUGCAAUUAAACCAAUAAUUAAUGAUAAACAAUGGCAAUCAAUAUUCAGUGAUUCAAUGACACGGAAAAUAUUUAGCUUAUUAAAUAGUCAAUAUAUUGAUCGUGCAAGUCGUUUAAAAGUUGUGGAAGCAAUACGUAGUCUUGGUGAACAUAUGUGUAUUGAUUUUAUUCUUUGUUGUCAAAAUUCUGAACAAUUAACAGAUAAUCUUCGGUCAGUUAUUGGUGUACAACAUGGUCAAUUUCUUGAACCAGCUAUGCAAGAAAUAGUAUUACAAUCAAUUGUAUCAUUUCUUAAAGACCAUUCCGCAUUAUCCAAUAAACAUCUUGUCCAUUCUGUGGUACUACAAGUAGGAGUAAACGAUCCAAAUGUCAUUCAACCAAGUGUUAACCGUAUUGUUAAUUUACUUUCUGGUGCAUCUUGUUUUCAAGUACAACGAAAUGGCGACUCUUUGUCAAUGAAACUUAAAUCAGAAUUUCAAAAUUAUGAAACUCUUCAUCGUUUUUAUAUAUCAUCUGAACAAUGGUCAUCACUAUUAUAUGGUGAUACAAAACAUGAAUUAUCAAUGCAAUCAAUUAUUGAUAAAUUAUCAACACCAGAUUCAUUUUCUCAAGCAAUUCAACGAUUUACAAAUGCUUUAAAAAGUGCUCGAUAUGCAUCAGACACUAUAUCAUAUUUAGAACCAUGUUUUAAAAUUUUAUCAAAAUUUGGUGUACCGAAUAAUGUUGAACAACAUCUUUCAAAUAAUAAUCAACAAGAUGACUCGAAUUGGGUAACAAUCACGCAACAAUUAGGCUGUGCUGAUAUAGUUUUGACAUAUUUAAUUGAUUUUAAACAUCACCUUCAUCACUAA